Messenger RNA from Musa acuminata AAA Group (dessert banana), 2671 nucleotides. RefSeq lists its product as uncharacterized. NCBI's taxonomy places the organism in Eukaryota, Viridiplantae, Streptophyta, Magnoliopsida, Zingiberales, Musaceae. The transcript is spliced from 6 exons. The record is from RefSeq and is a predicted model, not a curated record. Bases 749 to 2353 code for a protein of 534 amino acids.
UUGGGUUACUCUUCGCCAAGUAGGCCUCAUUGUAAGUCCAUGAACAAGCCUAUUUUGGCGCUCGAGUUCUUUCUCCGAACACCUUCGGUGCACACCUUUGGCCGGUGGUCGAGGAACGGCUCAGCGUGGAUGCCGGAGUACAGGAGCAGGUUUUUAUCCUCAAUAGAGAAGAAUGGAGCGCCAUCAACUCAAAUAAAUUACGAAGUCAAUUAAUGCAGCACGUCCUUCCACCAUUCAUGACGACAACCCCACACCAAAUCUUUGAGCUGCAGUAACCCACCCACCGCAAAGCAAGACAGAGACCCGCCCUGAAUGAUUCCGUGGCGACGGGGACUCCACAACCGCCUCAUCUCCCACCUUCCGUCACGGCAGAUGUUGCGCAUCCUCGUGGCCUCACCGCUUAUGGUGAGAUGGGCCUCGUCCGGGGGUCAAAUCUCGCUUGAAAGGCACGGGAGAACUCCCCUUGCCGCGCGAGCCAAAGCGUCGCGUACCAAUUGUUUUCUUAAGCGGUCUUCCAUGGGUUAGAGCCCCAAAAGCUCCCUGCUCCCUGUUCUUCCUUGGCAGGUGCGCAUCUAAGGCUUGUUUCUUCUCCUUUUCUCGAUUGCACAGGAGCUAUUCAUUAUGUUUUGGUCUGCAUGAGUCAGUAUGAUUCAGCUUUCUGCUGUUCUAGUUGUCGAUGCAUGUGAUAAAGCAGUUGUUGUCACUUCAGAGUUCAGACAUAUCUAAAGGUUAGAAGGGGAGGAGGAACAUGGCAUCUCUUACUCCAGGGGUACUAAUAAAGCUUCUCAAGAACUUAAAUACUGACAUAAAAAUAUGUGGAGAAUACCGGUCAGUUCUUCUUCAAGUAAUCAGCAUUGUGCCUGCUUUGACUGGCUCAGAGCUUUGGCCAGACCAUGGUUUCUUCAUAAAGGUCUCUGAUUCUUCGCAUUCCACAUAUGUUUCAUUAUCUAAAGAUGACAAUGACCUGAUCUUAAUGAACAAGCUUCAACUUGGGCAAUUCAUCUACAUUGACAAAGUUGAGGCUGGAACCCCAGUUCCAGUCCUUGUUGGUGUGCGACCUGUGCCUGGAAGGAACCCGUGCAUUGGGAAUCCAAAGGAUCUAAUGAAUAUGUUGGUAUUUUCUGACGCUUCAGAUACAGCCGAUCAUUUAAAGAACACUUCCAGGUCAUAUGAAUUAUUUGAAGGGGAAAAAGAGAGCCCAAAACAUAGAGUAGACAUCAAAGAAGAGAAGAAUGUGGUUGCUUCUCGAUACAUGCAAGGUGUUUUAAGGAGUAAUGUGAAAAGUUCUGGUUCAGAAUCUUAUUCUAUUAAUGAUAAAAUUGAAGAAAAUAGUAGUGUUAUUGAACCAGAGAAGAAGACUAUUCCUUCCAGAGUCAAGCACGAGACUAAACGUCAGGUAUUGCAGCCGAAACCUACAAUUCCAUGUAUUCAGAACAAAACAGUCAAUGAAAAGCAGGAAAAUUAUGUUGCUACCCUUAAAGAUGAUGCAAAACCUCUGAAGAACAUGUCUGUCAAAUCUAAUCCUAUUAUAAAGAAGAUGUCAUCUUCCAACACCAUGUCCUCUUCAUUGAGCAGCAAUAAAAGAAGAGUUGCGGAUGCCAUCCCAUGGGACUCUCUUCCUGCCAGCCUAAUCAACCCUGGGAAGGGAAUGGUUAAAAGAAAAGAAAUAGCUUUUCUAGUAGCAGCUGAGGCCCAACGAGAAGCGGCUACAGCUGCAGCUCUUGUUAAAGGCCUUAGCAUAUUUGCAGAUCUACGCAAGUCAUCUAUGGAGGAGAAGCUCCAUGUCUCUCUGGCAAAGUUCUUUUCACUACAUCAGCUCUUAGAUCAGCCAAACAUAGCCAUUCAGAAAGAUAACUUGACUGGGAUACCCAAGCAACUGGCUCAAGGAGAGAAGCUGAUUAUGAAAACUGCAUUGCCUAACAGUAGAAGGGUUCUAAAUGCUCCAAACCCUGCAGAGGCAUCCUGCGGAAAUGAAAAGAUAACAUGGUCAAGAGGGGAUGGCUUGAAGGAGAUCCAAGAACUAAGGACCAAUCUCCGACAGGAAUCACGGUCAUGGUUCUUGAGUUUCUUGGAAAAUGCUCUUAACAGUGGCUUCUAUGCAGAGUCUCGAACGAAGAAGGGUGUGAAGGAUCGUAGUGGAGGGCACUCCAAGGAAUCUGAUGAACUGAUUGCUGUAACACUUUCACAGCUCAAGGAUGCAAGUACCUGGUUAGAUCAACUUCGAAAAGAUGCAGGCACUGAAGCAGAUGGAUUACUCGGGACCAUCGAUCGGUUGAAACAAAAGAUCUAUGUCUGCUUACUUGAACAUGUCGAAUCAGCUGCAUCGGCACUGGAAGUACGAAAAAAAUCGUGAUUGAUGUUUCUUUCAAUUCUGAGCUUUUGAGGCUCUCAGGUUGCAGAAUCCUCUGAAUACCACAUUCGACUGGAAGGUCCUUCCUCUAAAAUGGUGAAGAGCAUUUCCAGGUGAAGAAAAGAAUUUAGCAUCUGCUUGCAGACAUGUACAUGUUUCCUCAGAAAUUGUUCAACUAAUUUGCUGUUGUCAAUUGAUACAGUUUACGCACCAGAAAAACUUGUUCUCUCACUCAACAUGAGCUAUACUUUGUUGGUUGAUCCAAAUUACUGUAUGUCGAUAUAUGACAAAUUUUAGAACAUGAAUGCUAUUUGCUUUGCA